CCAGGGACACACUGAUGGCCGCGGGGGUCAGACCUGAGCCCAGAGGCUGAAUCAGGAAUGACCACCUGGGAGACCAAUCCCAGACCAUCCGAGAUCGCCAGGCUCCGUGCCAAGGAUCCGAUCCUGCCUGCAGUUCCCUUAUUCCUCACUAGUCACAAUCCACUUUUCAUCCAUCCCGCCCGUUCUGACACCGAAUCCCCCCCGAAGCCCCCAGCAGUGAUCCUUGGGGCCGAGCGUUCAUGAAGGGCCUUCCAGGAGGGGAAGGGGCUCAGUGCUGCGGGGGCUGGAGAAGCGGGAACACUCCCCCCGGCAACGGACCGUGUCGGUGCCCUCUCGGAGCAGGAGAGGGAGACAAUCCUCCACCUCCGAGAUUCCCGAGAGCUUCGGAGCUCCGGCAGCUGAGCUCACCCGGCACCGCGAUUCUGGACCAGGAUGGGCUUGUCUCGUCUCUGAAGCGCCUGAGGUUCAGGGCGUUCAUUCACCGCCACUCCGAAUAGCUCUAAGCGCUGAAUCCCCGGGCAGGAUUCAGGUCCCAGCCUGGCUGCAUGGGAAGCCUCUGCCGGCGGCGUGGGAACCGGGAUGCCGAGUAACCGAGGAUGGCACGGGCCUACCUAAGGGGUUCAUCCACCGGGAAAGUCGCAGGCACCGCGACACAGCCGGGACCCCGCUCUGCUGCCCGCCCUGCGCAGGGAGCACUCCUCACCCCACGCCUCAUCCCACGCUCCGUGCGCCGUGGGCCGGCCGUGGGCCGUGGCUGCCCACAGAUUCCAUUAAUGCAUUUAUUUACAGGAGUCCGUGUGUGUAGUGGUGCAGGGGCAGGUGCCGGGGUGACGCCGUGUCCCUGCGGGGACUUUUUCACGAUCGCUGCGUUAAUAAAGCGCUCGCCGUUGGAUGGACAGACUCGUGGUGCGGGGAUCCGGCACCGGCCGGCCCGGGGGGUCCGGGGAGUGCCGAGGGGAUCCCCGCGGGAUUCCCGGAGUGCCCGGCACAGAGACGCCGGGUGGUUCCCAGGGUGCCGGGGGUGCCUGGGGGGUUCCCGGGGUACCGGUGGGUGCCCGCCCCAGUGCCGGAGGUGCCGCCCCCGCCCCGCCCCGCCCCGCCCGCAGCGGAAGCGCCACGUCAGGGGGGCGGGUCCCGGUCCCGGUCCCGGUGCGUGUCGCGGUGCGUGUCGCGGUGCGUGUCGCGAUGCCGGGCGCGGUGCGUGGCGCGGUGCGGGCACUGUGCCUGGCCGCGCUCCUGGGCGCUCUGGGGGCCGGCGGGACGGAACUGACGCUGGAGCUGCCCGACAGCGACCGGCGCUGCUUCCACCAGGAGCUGGAGAGCGGCAUCAAGUUCACCCUCGACUACCAGGUGAUCAGUGGGGGACACUAUGACGUAGACUGCUACGUGGAGGACCCCAACGGCAAGACCAUCUACCAGGAGACCAAGAAGCAGUACGACAGCUUCCCACACCGCACCGAGGUCAAGGGUGUCUACACCUUCUGCUUCAGCAAUGAGUUUUCCACCUUCUCCCACAAAAUUGUCUACUUCGACUUCCAGGUGGGCGACGAGCCACCCAUCCUGCCCGACAUGAACAACCGCGUCACUGCCCUGACACAGAUGGAAUCCGCCUGCGUCACCAUCCAUGAGAUGCUGAACUCGGUGAUUGACUCCCAGACCCAUUACCGGCUGCGGGAGGCGCAGGACCGGAGCAGAGCCGAGGAGCUCAAUGGCCGUGUCUCAUACUGGUCGGUGGGGGAAACCCUCAUCCUCUUCGUGGUCAGCGUCGGACAGGUGAUGCUGCUCAAGAGCUUCUUCACCGAGAAGAGACCCGGCAGCAGUGGGACCAGCACCUAGAGCCGAUGUGUCGGUGCCCGAGCAGAGCGGGGAGCGGGAUGGCAGCGGCCCUGGGGUUGUGCUUUCCCUCUGACCUGUGCCGGAGGCGGGAGCAGGGGGUGACGUGACGCUGCUGAGCGGGGUGGACGGGGUGGACGUGGACACCCAAGUACAGGCAUCCCCCCACAUCGCCUCCCACUCGCCAUCGCCCACCUCGCUGCCCUGUCCCCCUGCCUGGCCACCCUGUCCACACUCUCUGGCUCCUCUGAGAAGCGGGCGGGUGCCCUGGACCAGUAUCAGCAUCGACACUGGGGGACCCUCAGAGCCCGACAUGACUGCAAUGGCCACGAGCUGCCCCUCAGAGCCCUGCACGGCCAGCGAGGGGAUGGGGCAGCUCUGGCCCACCUGGUGCCCACCCAGUGCCAUCAGCCUGAGAGAGCUGCCCAUGAGCUGGGGGUCUCUGUCUGCACCCCGAUUGUCCCAGGGCACUCUCAGCAGCAGAGCCACAGCAGCAGCAGCAUCCCAUGAGGGCAGGUUUUUUGCUGGGUGGUCCUGUGGCUCUACUAGCCCCUCCCCUCGAAGCAUUUCUCAGGCCAGCAGUGUUUGAUUUGCCCCUACCAGGUGGUAUUUUCAUACUCACAUGGGUCCAUGCCUGAGAGUCAGCCCACCAUGCACCCCUCCCUGCAGAUACGUGCCAGGGAAGCCCCAUCCCUGCCCCAGCAGCAUUGAGUACCCCCACGUGCUUGGGACUGCAGCCCCCCAUUCCCUGGAGCCCCACAAAAUGGACACCCCCAGGAGAGCCCUGGGGUGAGCCCCCUGUGCAAGACCCCUGGUCUGUGCAAGACCCCUGGUGGCCUCAAGCCCUCAAGCAGGCGUGAGAUCCCUUCCCAGAGCUUGAGCAACUCCACUGGCCUUUGCCACUUCCAAAUAAAUCCCUGCAAGCAUG
This is a messenger RNA of Pipra filicauda (Wire-tailed manakin), 2761 nucleotides long. Its product is annotated as transmembrane emp24 domain-containing protein 3. Gene Ontology annotation, biological process: Golgi organization; endoplasmic reticulum to Golgi vesicle-mediated transport; intracellular protein transport. Lineage: Eukaryota; Metazoa; Chordata; Aves; Passeriformes; Pipridae. The record is from RefSeq and is a predicted model, not a curated record. Gene Ontology annotation, cellular component: COPII-coated ER to Golgi transport vesicle; Golgi apparatus; COPI vesicle coat. The coding region runs from base 892 to 1836 and encodes 314 amino acids. The transcript is spliced from 3 exons.